Molecule: messenger RNA, 356 nt
Organism: Dufourea novaeangliae
Lineage: Eukaryota; Metazoa; Arthropoda; Insecta; Hymenoptera; Halictidae
Gene: Atox1
Product: copper transport protein ATOX1 homolog
Exons: 3
Coding region: 58-276 (72 amino acids)
Biological process (GO): copper ion transport
Cellular component (GO): cytosol
Molecular function (GO): metal ion binding; copper chaperone activity
Source: RefSeq, a predicted model, not a curated record
CAACGUCAACUCGAUAAAUAUAUAAACAUAUAUAUCGGUAUAUAUCCGGUUACCAAGAUGGCAUCACAGGUAUACGAAUUUCAUGUAGAAAUGACAUGUGAAGGAUGUGCCAAUGCUGUAACAAAUGUACUCAAUAAAAAGCAAGGUGUUGAUAAUGUAGAGAUUGAUUUAAAAGGUAGAAAGGUAUUAGUAACAUCCACGCUUUCUUCCGAUGAAGUAUUACAAGUUAUUAAGAAAACUGGAAAGGUAUGCCAACUAUUAGAACUGAAGAAAUAAUUGUUUUUAGAAUUAUCAAAUUAAACACAAUCCUGUAUAUAAGCAUCGUGUGAGUUUUCAAAUUAUAUAUAAAAAAUAUU